GGUUUCACUUUUGUCGCCCAGGCUGGAGUACAAUGGCACAAUCACGGCUCACUGCAACCUCUGCCUCCCGGGCUCAAGGAUCCUCCCGCCUCAGCUUCCUGAGUAGCUGGGACUACAGGCGUACAUGAGCCACCAUGUCCUGCUAAUUUUUAUAUUUUUUGUAGGGACGGGGUUUGGCCAUGUGGGCUAGGCUGGUCUUGAACUCCCGGGCUUAAGCGAUCCGCCCGCCUCGGCCUCCCAAAGUGAUGGGAUUACAAGCGUGAACCACCGCACCUGGCAUCGUGGUCUCCACAUUUCAUCCAGAACGAGUCAAAGGCCUUGACCUCGAGCUUAACACGGACCUGAACCUUUGCUCUUCCCUUGUUUUCCCUUAUCAGUAAACAGCCCCACAGCCACCCAGCUGCACAAGCCAGAAGCUUGGAAAUCAUAUUCGACGUCCUCAUGCCCUUACAUCCAUCCAUUCCAAGUUCUGAUACUUUUGUCUCCAAAAUAUUCCUCAAAUAUUUCUCAAAGUGGGCAAAAUAUUUCUUUGCUCACUUUUUACUUCCCUCUGCUCCAAGCCACAAUCACCUGUCUCCUGGAAGACUACAAAAGGCUCACUGAUCUCCCAGCUCACACUUUUGCACUCACUAUCUCCAGGCCAUUCUCUGUUAUUUUUAUUGUUACUAUUAUUAUUUUGAGACGGAGUCUCGCUCUGUCGCUCAGGCUGGAGAGCAGUGGCAAGAUCUAGGCUCACCGCAAUCUCCGCCUCCCAGGUCAAGCGAUUGAACCUCCAGCCUCAGCCUCCCGAGUAGCCUAUUAUUUAUUUCUAAAAGUAGGUGAUACAGCCAUAUGAUUUAACAAUUCCUGUUCUAUAGGUCCCCUCUCUAGAGGUAACAGGUGCUCUCCAUUCCGUGGUCUCCUUCCAGAUACUGUGGGCGUCCCUGGGUGCUCACCUGGCCGUAUACCUUCCCCCACCCACUUCCCCACAGGGCCCGGGGCCUCCUCGCUCCGCUUGAGACCCUCCAUCCAGGCGCUCCCUCCCUAUUGUCCGUCUCUCUUGGGCACUGCCCGGCCUCCCAGGCUGGGCUGAGUAGGCCAGUCUCCGGUCAGUGAUUCUGUUCCAAAGCUCGAAAGCCUUCGCAGCACUGGGACUGAAACCCCCAGCUCUCAGCCCCGACUCCUUCAGGCCAGGUGCUCCCUCCGCACCCUCUCUAAGGCCCGUUUUCGCGUCAUCUCUUUCCAGCGGCCCGCCCGCCACGUCAUCUCUACCACAGCACCAGUCCUCCACGGCUCUUGACAAUACGUGGGAGGGCAAGUUCAUAGGUGAGGUCUCAUGCUCUUCCUAGGAGGGAGGAGCGCGGCGGGCGGGACCCGCAGCUGGGCUUGGCCCGGGAGCGGGGAAUAAGCUCGCUCCGCGCCUCUCAGUUUAGUGGAUGAAGACUACUAUCCCAGAAACCGUUUCGCCUCGGGCUGGCGAGCUCCUCCCCGCCCUACUCCCUCCGCGCGAAGAAGACUGAGCAUGCGCAACAGGGACAGUGCCUGCGCAAAAGACUACGCGAACGGGUGGCUGGGUUCACUGCAACUCCCGGCAGGCCGGUGGCAUUUUUCAUUCCCUCCCGUGACCAGUGACUUCCGGCACGAAGGGGCGGGGCAGGGCUCGUGGCUGAGCCAGCAGCUGCAGCAGCUACGGGAGUGGCCGGGUGGCCGGCGGGUGCCAGCCGCCAUGGAGGCCGUGCCCCGCAUGCCCAUGAUCUGGCUGGACCUGAAGGAGGCCGGUGACUUUCACUUCCAGCCAGCUGUGAAGAAGUUUGUCCUGAAGAAUUAUGGAGAGAACCCAGAAGCCUACAAUGAAGAACUGAAGAAGCUGGAGUUGCUCAGACAGAAUGCUGUCCGUGUCCCACGAGACUUUGAGGGCUGUAGUGUCCUCCGCAAGUACCUCGGCCAGCUUCAUUACCUGCAGAGUCGGGUCCCCAUGGGCUCGGGCCAGGAGGCCGCUGUCCCUGUCACCUGGACAGAGAUCUUCUCAGGCAAGUCUGUGGCCCAUGAGGACAUCAAGUACGAGCAGGCCUGUAUUCUCUACAACCUUGGAGCGCUGCACUCCAUGCUGGGGGCCAUGGACAAGCGGGUGUCUGAGGAGGGCAUGAAGGUCUCCUGUACCCAUUUCCAGUGCGCAGCCGGCGCCUUCGCCUACCUACGGGAGCACUUCCCUCAAGCCUACAGCGUCGACAUGAGCCGCCAGAUCCUUACGCUCAACGUCAACCUCAUGCUGGGCCAGGCUCAGGAGUGCCUCCUGGAGAAGUCGAUGUUGGACAACAGGAAGAGCUUUCUGGUGGCCCGCAUCAGUGCACAGGUGGUAGAUUACUACAAGGAGGCAUGCCGGGCCUUGGAGAACCCCGACACUGCCUCACUGCUGGGCCGGAUCCAGAAGGACUGGAAGAAACUCGUGCAGAUGAAGAUCUACUACUUCGCAGCCGUGGCUCAUCUGCACAUGGGAAAGCAGGCCGAGGAGCAGCAGAAGUUCGGGGAGCGGGUUGCAUACUUCCAGAGCGCCCUGGACAAGCUCAAUGAAGCCAUCAAGUUGGCCAAGGGCCAGCCUGACACUGUGCAAGACGCGCUUCGCUUCACUAUGGAUGUCAUUGGGGGAAAGUACAAUUCUGCCAAGAAGGACAAUGACUUCAUUUACCAUGAGGCUGUCCCAGCAUUGGACACCCUUCAGCCUGUAAAAGGAGCCCCCUUGGUGAAGCCCUUGCCAGUGAACCCCACAGACCCAGCUGUUACAGGCCCUGACAUCUUCGCCAAACUGGUACCCAUGGCUGCCCACGAGGCCUCAUCACUGUACAGUGAGGAGAAGGCCAAGCUGCUCCGGGAGAUGAUGGCCAAGAUUGAGGACAAGAAUGAGGUCCUGGACCAGUUCAUGGAUUCAAUGCAGUUGGAUCCCGAGACGGUGGACAACCUUGAUGCCUACAGCCACAUCCCACCCCAGCUCAUGGAGAAGUGCGCAGCUCUCAGCGUCCGGCCCGACACUGUCAGGAACCUUGUACAGUCCAUGCAAGUGCUGUCAGGUGUGUUCACGGAUGUGGAGGCUUCCCUGAAGGACAUCAGAGAUCUGUUGGAGGAGGAUGAGCUGCUAGAGCAGAAGUUUCAGGAGGCGGUGGGCCAGGCAGGGGCCAUCUCCAUCACCUCCAAGGCUGAGCUGGCAGAGGUGAGGCGAGAAUGGGCCAAGUACAUGGAAGUCCAUGAGAAGGCCUCCUUCACCAACAGUGAGCUGCACCGUGCCAUGAACCUGCACGUCGGCAACCUGCGCCUGCUCAGCGGGCCGCUUGACCAGGUCCGGGCUGCCCUGCCCACACCGGCCCUCUCCCCAGAGGACAAGGCCGUGCUGCAAAACCUAAAGCGCAUCCUGGCUAAGGUGCAGGAGAUGCGGGACCAGCGCGUGUCCCUGGAGCAGCAGCUGCGUGAGCUUAUCCAGAAAGAUGACAUCACUGCCUCGCUGGUCACCACAGACCACUCAGAGAUGAAGAAGUUGUUCGAGGAGCAGCUGAAAAAGUAUGACCAGCUGAAGGUGUACCUGGAGCAGAACCUGGCCGCCCAGGACCGUGUCCUCCGUGCACUGACAGAGGCCAACGUGCAGUACGCAGCCGUGCGGCGGGUACUCAGCGACUUGGACCAAAAGUGGAACUCCACGCUGCAGACCCUGGUGGCCUCGUAUGAAGCCUAUGAGGACCUGAUGAAGAAGUCGCAGGAGGGCAGGGACUUCUACGCAGAUCUGGAGAGCAAGGUGGCUGCUCUGCUGGAGCGCACGCAGUCCACCUGCCAGGCCCGCGAGGCUGCCCGCCAGCAGCUCCUGGACAGGGAGCUGAAGAAGAAGCCGCCGCCACGGCCCACAGCCCCAAAGCCGCUGCUGCCCCGCAGGGAGGAGAGUGAGGCAGUGGAAGCAGGAGACCCCCCUGAGGAGCUGCACAGCCUCACCCCUGACAUGGUGGCUGGCCCACGACUGCCUGACACCUUCCUGGGAAGUGCCACCCCGCUCCACUUUCCUCCCAGCCCCUUCCCCAGCUCCACAGGCCCAGGACCCCACUAUCUCUCAGGCCCCUUGCCCCCUGGUACCUACUCGGGCCCCACCCAGCUGAUACAGCCCAGGGCCCCAGGGCCCCCUGCAAUGCCCGUAGCACCUGGGCCUGCCCUCUACCCAGCCCCUGCCUACACACCGGAGCUGGGCCUUGUGCCCCGAUCCUCCCCACAGCAUGGCGUGGUGAGCAGUCCCUAUGUGGGGGUAGGGCCGGCCCCACCAGUUGCAGGUUUCCCCUCGGCCCCACCUCCUCAAUUCUCAGGCCCCGAGUUGGCUAUGGCGGUUCGGCCAGCCACCACCACAGUAGAUAGCAUCCAGGCGCCCAUCCCCAGCCACACAGCCCCACGGCCAAACCCCACCCCUGCUCCUCCCCCGCCCUGCUUCCCUGUGCCCCCACCGCAGCCACUGCCCACGCCUUACACCUACCCUGCAGGGGCCAAGCAACCCAUCCCAGCACAGCACCACUUCUCUUCAGGGAUCCCCGCAGGUUUUCCAGCCCCAAGGAUUGGGCCCCAGCCCCAGCCCCAGCCCCAUCCUCAUCCUCAGCCCCAUCCUUCACAAGCGUUUGGGCCUCAGCCCCCACAGCAGCCCCUUCCACUCCAGCAUCCACAUCUCUUCCCACCCCGGGCCCCAGGACUCCUACCCCCACAAUCCCCCUACCCCUAUGCCCCUCAGCCUGGGGUCCUGGGGCAGCCGCCACCCCCCCUACACACCCAGCUCUACCCAGGUCCCGCUCAAGACCCUCUGCCAGCCCACUCAGGGGCUCUGCCUUUCCCCAGCCCUGGGCCCCCUCAGCCUCCCCAUCCCCCACUGGCAUAUGGUCCUGCCACUUCUACCAGACCCAUGGGCCCCCAGGCAGCCCCUCUUACCAUUCGAGGGCCCUCGUCUGCUGGCCAGUCCACCCCUAGUCCCCACCUGGUGCCUUCACCUGCCCCAUCUCCAGGGCCUGGUCCGGUACCCCCUCGCCCCCCAGCAGCAGAACCACCCCCUUGCCUGCGCCGAGGCGCCGCAGCUGCAGACCUGCUCUCCUCCAGCCCGGAGAGCCAGCAUGGCGGCACUCAGCCUCCUGGGGGUGGGCAGCCCCUGCUGCAGCCCACCAAGGUGGAUGCAGCUGAGGGUCGUCGGCCGCAGGCCCUGCGGCUGAUUGAGCGGGACCCCUAUGAGCAUCCUGAGAGGCUGCGGCAGUUGCAGCAGGAGCUGGAGGCCUUUCGGGGCCAGCUGGGGGAUGUGGGAGCUCUGGACACUGUCUGGCGAGAGCUGCAAGAUGCGCAGGAACAUGAUGCCCGAGGCCGUUCCAUCGCCAUCGCCCGCUGCUACUCACUGAAGAACCGGCACCAGGAUGUCAUGCCCUAUGACAGUAACCGUGUGGUGCUGCGCUCAGGCAAGGAUGACUACAUCAAUGCCAGCUGCGUGGAGGGGCUCUCCCCAUACUGCCCCCCGCUAGUGGCAACCCAGGCCCCACUGCCUGGCACAGCUGCUGACUUCUGGCUCAUGGUCCAUGAGCAGAAAGUGUCGGUCAUUGUCAUGCUGGUUUCUGAGGCUGAGAUGGAGAAGCAAAAAGUGGCACGCUACUUCCCCACCGAGAGGGGCCAGCCCAUGGUGCACGGUGCCCUGAGCCUGGCAUUGAGCAGCGUCCGCAGCACCGAAACCCAUGUGGAGCGCGUGCUGAGCCUGCAGUUCCGAGACCAGAGCCUCAAGCGCUCUCUUGUGCACCUGCACUUCCCCACUUGGCCUGAGUUAGGCCUGCCCGACAGCCCCAGCAACUUGCUGUGCUUCAUCCAGGAGGUGCACGCACAUUACCUGCAUCAGCGGCCGCUGCACACACCCAUCAUUGUGCACUGCAGCUCUGGUGUGGGCCGCACGGGAGCCUUUGCACUGCUCUAUGCAGCUGUGCAGGAGGUGGAGGCUGGGAACGGAAUCCCUGAGCUGCCUCAGCUGGUGCGGCGCAUGCGGCAGCAGAGGAAGCACAUGCUGCAGGAGAAGCUGCACCUCAGGUUCUGCUAUGAGGCAGUGGUGAGACACGUGGAGCAGGUCCUGCAGCGCCAUGGUGUGCCUCCUCCAUGCAAACCCUUGGCCAGUGCAAGCAUCAGCCAGAAGAACCACCUUCCUCAGGACUCCCAGGACCUGGUCCUCGGUGGGGAUGUGCCCAUCAGCUCCAUCCAGGCCACCAUUGCCAAGCUCAGCAUUCGGCCUCCUGGGGGGUUGGAGUCCCCGGUUGCCAGCUUGCCAGGCCCUGCAGAGCCCCCAGGCCUCCCGCCAGCCAGCCUCCCAGAGUCUACCCCAAUCCCAUCUUCUUCCCCGCCCCACCUUUCCUCCCCACUACCUGAGGCUCCCCAGCCUAAGGAGGAGCCGCCAGUGCCUGAAGCCCCCAGCUCGGGGCCCCCCUCCUCCUCCCUGGAAUUGCUGGCCUCCUUGACCCCAGAGGCCUUCUCCCUGGACAGCUCCCUGCGGGGCAAACAGCGGAUGAGCAAACAUAACUUUCUGCAGGCCCAUAACGGGCAAGGGCUGCGGGCCACCCGGCCCUCUGACGACCCCCUCAGCCUUCUGGAUCCACUCUGGACACUCAACAAGACCUGAACAGGUUUCGCCUACCUGGUCCUUACACUACAUCAUCAUCAUCUCAUGCCCACCUGCCCACACCCAGCAGAGCUUCUCAGUGGGCACAGUCUCUUACUCCCAUUUCUGCUGCCUUUGGCCCUGCCUGGCCCAGCCUGCACCCCUGUGGGGUGGAGAUGUACUGCAGGCUCUGGGUCAGGUUCUGCUCCUUUAUGGGACCUGACAUUUUUCAGCUCUUUGCUAUUGAAAUAAUAAACCACCCUGUUCUGUG
This is a messenger RNA of Pan troglodytes (chimpanzee), 6878 nucleotides long. It is a transcript of the gene PTPN23, whose product is annotated as protein tyrosine phosphatase non-receptor type 23. Gene Ontology annotation, biological process: endocytic recycling; protein transport to vacuole involved in ubiquitin-dependent protein catabolic process via the multivesicular body sorting pathway; protein dephosphorylation. Bases 1502 to 6628 code for a protein of 1708 amino acids. The record is from RefSeq and is a predicted model, not a curated record. The transcript is spliced from 25 exons. Gene Ontology annotation, cellular component: endosome. NCBI's taxonomy places the organism in Eukaryota, Metazoa, Chordata, Mammalia, Primates, Hominidae. Gene Ontology annotation, molecular function: protein tyrosine phosphatase activity; protein binding.